AGGGGCCUAAACUCAAGUUCAACGCCACACAACACACACUUUCAAUAGCUUGAAGUGUGAAGUGAUGCCGUACGUUACACAGACAGGUCCCUUCCGUUGCCGGAAAUAGCGGACUCCAUGGCAGGAGCCGCCUCUUGUUCGCUCUUCCUCUCUGCAUCCCAUGAUGAUAAGCACCACUACAUAUGCGGAACAACUUGGAAAUCCCGGAAUACGACCCAAGAGCAAAACACAAUAUAUAGGAUCGCCAUAAACAAUAACCACAAACAAAAUGGCCAACAAGUCGACCACCUCUACCGAGACCGCCGUCCCGGCAACCCCCGCAACAUCCGCCCAACCCCUCUCCAACCUCCCACAGCUCACCCGCAUCGUGACGGGCCACAACUCCGAGGGCAAAGCCAUCGUCCACACCCACGGCCCCUUCACCUGGGCUCCGUACGACGACAAUAACCUGGCUUUCUCAGUGCCCUUCACAACCUCGACAUUCCCGCCGGACCUGAACGACGACGCCGACAUCGCCGAGCACGAACAGCUCAUGACGUCGGGCAAAUUAGGCCUUGUCAACCCGCGCGGCACGGUCCUGCGAUGCGUGGACUUCGCGCCCGGAUACUCGUGCGCCAUGCACCGCACGCAGAGUCUGGACUACGGGAUCGUCCUCGAGGGCGACAUCGACAUGGUGCUGGACAGCGGGGAGCGGCACUCGCUGAAGAGGGGGGACGUGGCGGUGCAGCGGGCGACGCAGCACCAGUGGGUGAACAGGAGCCAGACGAACUGGGCCAGGAUGAUCUUUGUGCUACAGGACUGUCGGCCGCUUGUGGUGGCGGGGAAGGAGAUGGGGGAGGACUUGGGUGAGACGGGUGGCUUGCCGCCGAGUGGGAAUUGAACCAAUUGUUAAGGUAAAUGGAGCACG
Molecule: messenger RNA, 907 nt
Organism: Chaetomium strumarium
Lineage: Eukaryota; Fungi; Ascomycota; Sordariomycetes; Sordariales; Chaetomiaceae
Exons: 1
Coding region: 269-880 (203 amino acids)
Source: RefSeq, a predicted model, not a curated record